UCACAGCCAAUAGGAAAGUAACCACUUCUCUCUCUCUCUCUCUACUUUUUCAAAAUUUCCCUCUCUCACACAGAGCAAGUGAGAAAACAACAAUGGCUGUGGAACCGUUAAGCCCUAAGCCAACAGCGCAGAGAGGUACAACCGCCAACCGUCUCCAAUCACCGAACAGCCCGUUAUUUCUGGGCUCCAACGACGACCAACUCGAACGCGCCCAGGCACGCGCUGCACGCGCCGCCGCCAAUCGCCGCGUUGCCCCUACCACCACCUCUGCCGCCACCAACACCACAACAACCGACCCUUACCUUAGCAAAGAACAGAUCGUCGACUUGUUCCACAAUUGCAUUAAGCUCGCCAGCGAAAAUAAAAUAAACCAGAAGAACACUUGGGAGCUGAAGCUUAUUGAUCAUCUUAGUGAGAUUAUCAAAGUUGAAUCUGAAAAUGAUACGGAGACUAAUUUUCAAAAGGCAAGUUGCACAUUGGAAGCAGGGGUGAAAAUUUACUCAGUGAGGGUUGAUUCAGUGCACUCGGAAGCAUAUAAGGUUUUGGGAGGGAUCAACAGAGCUGGAAUAGAAGAUGAACAAGAAACUAUUUUAGAUGGUGACAAUGGGCAGGACACGGCUCACUCUAAGAAAGAGACUGCGAGGAAGAUUUCACCACUGUCAACAUUGGAAUCCUCUUUUGAAGCUCUUAAUGUAAAGAAAUUUGAUGUUGCAUUUUCAGUGGAUCCGCUAUAUCAUCAGACAUCUGCACAAUUUGAUGAAGGUGGAGCCAAAGGUCUUCUACUGAAUAACCUUGGAGUGUAUGGAGGAUGUCGGGUACUUUUUGAUUCUUUUGAAGUACCAGGGAAGUGCAAAUCAUGUUCAUCCCAAAAUGAUACUUCUGAUAUGGUUGAUCUCUCUUUUGCCAAAGAGUCCAUUGAGCAGAUGGUGGUGAACAUGCGUGCAUCAAAUGAAAUUUCUCCUACUCUCAAGGAGAUUAUCUUUCAAUUUGAUAAGGAUAAUCAAAGGCCAUCACAAACAUUCAAUGUCGGUCAGCAAUCAGAUGCGACUGCUGAUGCAUAUGAUGCUAAUGAAGUUGAUUUUGAUUCUAAUUUAUUUGGGAAUAAUGAUGCAUGGACCUUUGAUCACGAGGCUGAGACAAGUUCUGUUAACCAGAGCUCCAGUUUUGGAGAUCCUAGUUUUCAAAGUCAUGAGGAGAGUGAUCCCUAUACAAUGUGUGAACCUGAUGUGGGUGACAGAUUUGAGAAAGUUUCCAUGUUUCUGUUUCAAGGGCUUGGAAUCACUUCAAAACAAAAUGCAUGGGCAGGUCCUGAUCAUUGGAAGUACCGGAGGUCUAAGGGUUCAGAGGAUACUCCUGCCCCAGAAAGUGGAUCAACCAUCACAAAUAAGAGAACGAAGAAGAAAAUCCUCACUGAAGUUGACAUUGACUUCACAAAUUCCUUGAACAAGGAAGUGGAUGAUAUCUUUCUUCCCCCCAAAAAUCCAAAGUCCUUACUUUUACCUGCAAAUAGAGCACCGACUAGUAACAGACUUCCAGAUGAUUGCCAUUAUCAACCUGAGAAUCUUGUCAAAUUGUUUCUUCUUCCCAAUGUUCUGUGCCUUGGGAAGAGAACACGGAAAUUUUCAGAUGCUAACUCAUGGCAAGGAAACAAUGAUUUUGGUGAAGCGUUGCCAUCAUGGGACAAUGAGAGUGUGCUUAGUGGUCAAUAUGAUGAUGGAUGUGUUCAUAAUGAUGUGGAGGAGAUAGAUGGACUUGUCUCUCAACCUCGCCGGGUAAACAAAAUUGAAGUUCAAUAUGACAAAACUUCAAAACAAGUUGAUGUACAUGCAUUGAAGGAAACUCUUUGGGGUCAGAUUCAAGAAUCUACUGAAGUUCCUGAGCCAGUGAGCCUCUUCUUUUCACUUGUCGUAGAUUCAUUUCUGACACAAAUGUGUGCGAAGAUACAAUUUCUUUCAGACAUCUCUUGUCCACCUUUCCUGCCGAAUGCCAAGCUGCUGCUCCAGAGGAUAUCUCUCCCCAUUUGUGUUUCAUCUGCCUAUUGCAUUUGGCCAAUGAGCAUGGUUUAAGCAUCCACGAUUGCCCCACUCUAGAUGAUCUCAGAAUAUGUCUUCCGUCUUCUUUCUGAAACUCAGAUGGAGUAGUUCAGGUUUCAUCCUAUAACCAAGAUGCCACUUGAUUUUUGUAUUAUAAAAAUUGGGAAAAUAGCAUGUAUCUCUCUCUCUUUUUUUGGGUGGAAAUAGCUUGUAUCUCUUAUAUGCCUAGUUCUUGCAACCAUUCAAGCACUAGAAAUCAGAAUUCUUAAAAAAAAGAAAAAGAAAUCAUAAUUGUAACAAUUAGCAGUAUUUUCUGGUCUUUGUUGUAUGAUUACGUCUUAAUUUUGUGUAUAGGUGGGUUUUAUUGUUUUCAGCAUAUCUGGCUUUGUAUAUGCUGCUAUAUGUGCACGAGUAUAGUGUUAUUUGGAAUCAUAUCUUCACUUCCUGUGUCA
Molecule: messenger RNA, 2485 nt
Organism: Quercus robur (English oak)
Lineage: Eukaryota; Viridiplantae; Streptophyta; Magnoliopsida; Fagales; Fagaceae
Product: condensin complex subunit 2-like
Exons: 13
Coding region: 93-2066 (657 amino acids)
Biological process (GO): mitotic chromosome condensation
Cellular component (GO): condensin complex
Molecular function (GO): chromatin binding
Source: RefSeq, a predicted model, not a curated record